AUGUAAGAAUUGUGUCCCUUCCCUGGUUAUCAUGGUACCUAUUGUCCUUAAGAAAACGUUGCUUUUGCAUCCUAUAAGAGAAAUCUUCAAUCUGGAAUCCCUAAAAUGCCUUCAGGUAUAGGUGCUUCCUUCGAUAUUUCUACAGGUGAACUCAAGCUCCCAGCUAUCUAACUCACUUAUUAAUCUGAACCCAGCUAGGAAUAAAUUUAUACUGACCCUCUUUCUAGUCAUCAAUUUAUUGUUGCUGAUGAAACAUCAAUAGAAUAGGUUAAUUUAGAUGCUGAUAUAAAAGUUUUCAAAAACGAAUUUGAACUUACUAAUAUCUGGCUUGAUGCUACUCAAAACGGAUAAUGGCUUGGAGGUGAAUAUAGUUAAUCUAAAGACUUAAAUGAUGUCUUCAAUAGAUUCUUCACAAAUAAUUAAUAUACAUCUAUUGCUUAAUAGCCUAAAAAUGUGAUCAGAAUGGCUUUCAAGACUGAUAAUUUGAAGCUUAAUAGAUUCGCUUAAAGAGCAAUCGAUGCAUUACCAGAAGAUUAUUAAGUUGAUGUUUACAAUGAGUUCUUAAAUGCUUGGGGAACUCAUAUUUCUGUUGAUACUUUUGUUGGAGGUAUGAUUGAAAAAUAAACAGUGUUUAAAGAUUGUAUUUUCUUCACUCCUUAAUUCACUGGUGGCUACUCAGCUGAACAAGUAAAUGAAGCUUUAAGAAAUGAAUUGUAGGGUAAUCCAGCUGAAGGAUUUUUCACUGCUAGAAGAUAGGUAGCAUUGGAUCAUAAAUUUGGUGGUAAUCCAGAAGAUGUUGCUAAUUGGGAAUAGACAAUCAGCUAAAAUCCUGCUUUGUUAAAAAUUAAUAGAUUUUUAUCUUGGGAUAACAUGACUGCAAAUCCUUAA
Molecule: messenger RNA, 888 nt
Organism: Tetrahymena thermophila SB210
Lineage: Eukaryota; Ciliophora; Oligohymenophorea; Hymenostomatida; Tetrahymenidae
Product: MAC/perforin domain protein
Exons: 1
Source: RefSeq, a predicted model, not a curated record